Leguminivora glycinivorella is the source of this 3564-nucleotide messenger RNA. Its product is annotated as disintegrin and metalloproteinase domain-containing protein 12-like. Gene Ontology annotation, biological process: membrane protein ectodomain proteolysis. The coding region runs from base 226 to 3315 and encodes 1029 amino acids. The transcript has 17 exons. Gene Ontology annotation, molecular function: metalloendopeptidase activity. The record is from RefSeq and is a predicted model, not a curated record. NCBI's taxonomy places the organism in Eukaryota, Metazoa, Arthropoda, Insecta, Lepidoptera, Tortricidae.
CCCAUCCGGUAUGGAUUUAAUUUACCGUAUUUUGCAAAUAGUUGGAUGACUCGCGUAGCGCCAGGACGUUGGACACAACAGACAGAAUUCCCUAAUGAUUUACCAUGUAUUUUACUACAUUACCGUAACAAAAAUCUAUAUAAAACUAUUACAACAAAUGAAGUAAAAAAUAAUCGUUUACCGCGAACUUAUAAUUCUUUUUAAAAAACAAAUGAAAGUGCCAAAAUGGUGAAAAAUUGUGGUUCGAGCGUCUUGUGCUUAUGUUUUGUGUAUUUUCUAUUGUUUGUGGAUAUGACGAUCUGCAUACAAGCCCAUGGAAAUCCUUCAACAGAAUUCAGCAAACACAGUGUGGUUAAACCCAAAUUGCGGCAUGGCAGAACGAAGAGAGAAAUUUCAUCUACACAAGAUUUGACGGGCACUCACCACCGCGAUGUGAUCAUAACGGUGGCCAUCGACGGCGAAGAACAGGAAUUAGAGCUGCAACUCAACGAAGACCUGGUGCCCCGAGGACACUCCCUGUCCUACCAGAAGGAUGGCCGGACCAUAGUUCACGUGCCAGAGAGAGAGGAAUUGGACUUGUGCCAGUAUUCGGGCCACGUCCGCGGUAAGCCAGGCUCGUGGACCGCAGUGUCCACGUGCGACGGAGUGAAGGGCGUCAUCUACGAUGGUGAGCAACUGCGGUACAUCGAGCCUGCACACGGUGAUAUAGACGGGGAACAUUUCGUCUACUCUCACGAGCAUCUGACGAAAAAACACCGGUGUGGCGUCGGGAGUGGCUCUAAACACAACUUCAGUCAUAACCCUGACUAUCCUUUGCUGUUUCAGCAAGACGAUAAGCUGGGCAGGUCCAGUCGGGACAAACGCCAAACUUUCGACGACACUUUUGUCCGAGAGCCAUACAACUCAAACGAGCGCUCGCGCUACGUAGAAUUAGUGCUGGUUGUUGAUCACGGGGAGUUCAUCGCCAGCGGCCAGGACCUGAGGCUGGUACAUCGGCGGAUGAAGGACCUGACUAAUAUCAUCAACUCGGUGUACGCUCCUCUGAACAUCUUCAUAUCCCUGGUGGGUGUCGAAGUCUGGACAGAACACGACAAGAUCUCAUUGGAAAUGAAUAGCGACACCACUCUCGAGAACUUUAACAAGUACCGGAGUACCGAUCUCAUCCAUAGGAUACCCAACGACAAUGCUCAUCUGAUCACCCAUCAGAAAUUUGAGGGGAGCGUCGUUGGCAAGGCACACUCGGCCAAGAUGUGUUCCAACCAGUGGUCUUCCGGAGUGGAGACCAACCACUCCAGGGUGUUAGGAAUUAUGGCGAUGACUGUGGCACACGAAAUGGGACACAACUUCGGCAUGGGGCAUGACGAUGAGCAGGAAGGAUGUCUUUGCCCUGACAGGAGUUGCAUCAUGAGUUCGUAUAGCAGCAACUAUAUGGUUCCCGUCCGCUGGUCUACUUGCAGCUUGAGGAAUCUCACUCGGUCUUUUGAGAAGGGCUUGGACUACUGUCUACGUAACAUACCGAUUCGUCUCUUCGACUCCCCAACCUGCGGGAACGGGUUCCUGGAAGCUGGCGAGGAAUGCGACUGCGGGACUCCGCUUGGAGCAGAGUCUCCGUCAGACAGGGACCGGAAUGCAUGUGCGGCGUGCUGCAAGCCGGACUGCACACUGCGGGCCAACGCUACGUGUGCUAACGGCCAGUGCUGUGAUAUUAAGACAUGUCGUCCCAAGGCAACUGGCACGGAAUGCCGCGUCGCGAACGCCGAGUGUGACCUGCCGGAGUUCUGUAACGGGACGUCGCCAUUUUGUCCGCGCGAUGUGCACAAGAUGGACGCCACGCCUUGUCGGAAGGGACAGGCUUACUGCGUGCGAGGAUCUUGUCGGACCCACACGGAUCAGUGCCAGCUGCUGUGGGGAGUCACGGGGGAGAGAGCUGACGACGAGUGCUAUAUCAAACGCAACGUGGACGCCAACGACUACGGCAACUGCGGCCGCGACCGUGUGUCGCAGAUAUUCCGCCGCUGCGCGGCGCAAGACGUGUACUGCGGUAUGCUGCAGUGCAGCCAUCUUGAGGGGAAGAAUGCGAUCCAACUCGGCGACUACUUUGUGGCGAGGAUACAGAACUACCCCGUGCAGAAGGGCAGAGAUAAGGUGGUCCCGUGCCACACGGCCAUGAUCGACUUUGGGCUGAGGGACGUGGACCCAGGUCUGGUACCCGAUGGCGCCAAGUGCGGACCUGAUAAGAUGUGUAUGCAGCAGAAAUGCGUGUCGGUUGAGCGAGUGAGAGAGAUGUCUCAACGAGCGGCGGGCUCUGUCUAUUCUUGUAACUGCUCCGGACACGGCGUGUGUAACUCUAAUGGUAACUGCCACUGUGAUGCAGGCUACGCGCCACCGCUGUGCGAGCUGCCUGGCGCCGGGGGCUCUUAUGACUCCGGGCCCAUCUCCGAUACUACCAGUUUAUGGCGAUUCAUGGUGGCGAUGUACGUGAUUUUCUUAGGCAUCGUCCCUGCUAUCAUAUUAGUUCUACUCCUCAUAUACUUCUGUGCCUGUUGUUCCGUUCUACGCUACAAGAUUUUCAAAUCACACUAUAAAAAACCUACCUUUGAUUCUAAGUUUGCUCUACCUAGUUUAAAUUCUUUAAGAAAUUGGUUUUAUGUUAGUGAUAAAAUUAAUUGUAACACUACAAAGGAUAAUGUGAGAAAAAUUGUUACUGUCAAGAAUGAAUAUGGUAAUGAGUAUGCAGAAAUAUGUUAUGUUGAUAAACCUAAUACAGAUAUAGCUAAAAAGACAGAAAGAGAAAAGCUAAGAAAGACAAAAAAUGAAAGAGAACCUGUAAAAUUUAAACUUACAAUAAAUAAAGAGGACAUAGUUAUUGUUCAAAAGAAUACCCAUGUUCCUAUCCAUAAUAAUUAUAAUAAAACUGGGGUAAAUAAUUUAGAUGUAAUCAAACCUAAAAUUGAUGAUAUGAAACAUAUUGAGACAAUCACAGAGAAAAGUAACUCCAAUAUUCCUAAUUUUAAAGACUUAAAUAAAGAACUUGAAUUGCUUAAGAACAGUAAAAUGUCACCUGUAAAUAGACCUAAUCUUACUGUAAGUCCUAAAACUGCUAGUCUAAAACCUAGUGUAAGUCCUAAGCCUAGUGUUAGUCCUAAGCCUAGUGUAAGUCCAAAACCAGGUGUUAGUCCAAAGCCUAACAGACUGCCACAAGAAAAUAAACUUAAGCCAGAAAUAAUAAAUGCUGGUCUUACUUCUACGACUAGUGAGUUUCUUAAUCAAAGAUCGAAGCUGAGAAAAGUUGGCAAUGUAAAUGUUAAUAAAUAAUUUUAUAUUAUAAUGUACUUUUACAUAAAUAGAUUGCUUGGCAAGGAAGCAAAAUGACAUAUUUGUGGUGAGGGCAUAUAUUGAAUUAUGAAAAAAGCAAAAGUUUCUGUAGUUAAAUCAUGAGUAUUGCAAGGAUAUCAGAAAUGGAUUUUUUUUUAAUAAAUAAAUAUUAUAGGACAUUCUAACACAGAUUGACUGAGGCCCACGGUAAGCUCAAGAAGGCUUGUGUUGUGGGUACUCAGACAACGA